AUGGCAACUUCCAUUUCCUACGGCGAGAAAAACUCUGGAUUCCAGGCAGGAGUGGUACAUGGCAAUAUCGGAAAUGUCACGAUUGUACAAUCCGAAACGCUGGACCAAGCAUGCCUUCGGGAUUUGCGCACGACAGACCCCAUCGAUGAUAAAGAACGUAUCAAGGAUACAAAGGGUGGGCUACUCGAAGGCUCAUAUCGCUGGAUUUUUGACAACAAAGAAUUCAGACAAUGGCAAGACAGCCAGAAGAAUCGUCUCCUCUGGAUUAGGGGUGAUCCUGGUAAAGGCAAGACCAUGCUCCUUUGUGGUGUCACCGAGGAAUUGACCAGAUUAUAUGGGGAUAAUGCGAGCAUAUUGUUUUUCUUCUGUCAGGCUACCGACAUACGAAUCAAUAGUGCUACGUCUGUCCUGAGGGGUUUGAUAUAUUUACUUGUCAAAAAGCAUCCAUCUCUUCUCUACCAUGUGCGAGCUCGGUACGACUAUGCAGGAAAGACUCUCUUUGAGGAUGUCAAUGCAUGGAACGCACUGUCAACAAUCUUCAGGCACAUUCUAAACGACCCAAUACUGCAGAUGACUUAUUUGGUAAUUGAUGCUUUAGAUGAGUGUACCAAUGGGCUCUAUUUCCUUCUAGACUUUAUUGUCCAGGAAUCAUCAGUCAAUACACAAAUAAAGUGGGUUGUUUCUAGCCGUAACUGGCCUGAAAUCACUGAGCGUCUUGACAUUGCUACCCAGCUAGCUCCGAUCUCAUUAGAGCUAAAUGAGAUAUCUGUAUCUGGAGCAGUGAAUUAUUUUAUCCACCAUAAAGUUCAGGAAUUGGCAAAGGCUAAAAGGGAGAUACUGGCAAUUAUUUCAACAGUAUUUCGGCCUAUCACUCUUUACGAACUGUCUUCACUCAUUGAACAACCAGAUGAUUAUGACGAUGACCAUGUACCCCUUGAAGAGAUGAUUGUGAUCUGUGGAUCAUUUCUAACGCUACGGGAACAUACUAACGUGUUUGUCCAUCAGUCUGCAAAGGAAUUUUUACUCAAGGAGGCACUCAGUGAGAUACUUCCUAGAGGUAUAGAAGCGGAACACAAGAUGAUAUUCACACGAUCUUUCGACGUGAUCUUCAAAGAGCUUCAGCGUGAUAUUCUCAAUAUCAAAUUGCCUGGACUGCAUGUGAAAGAUAUCCACAAAUCUAGCUCAGAUCCACUAGCAGCGGCAGCAUACGCCUGUGUCUACUGGAUGGACCAUCUUCAGGAGAGCGGUCGUAAUGGAGCUCCUGAGUUGAGCGUUGAUGAAAAGAAUCGUGUGGAUACGUUUCUUCAAGAAAAAUUUCUUCAGUGGCUUGAGGCCCUUAGUAUUUUGGGAAGCGUUUCAGAUGGUAUCCAAGCGAUGCAAAAGCUUCAGGUUUUGAUUGAGGAUGAAGGACCAGACUGGGUUUUGAAUGAUCCUCUGAGAGAGGAAAGCUGGAGUCAAUGUCUUCAAACUCUCGAGGGACAUAGUGAUCAGGUCAUCUCAAUUGUCUGGUCGCCUGAUGGUAGGCAACUAGCAUCAGGGUCGAGUGAUAAUACAGUCAGAAUCUGGGACCCGGCUACUGGCCAGAGCAUAUCAACUCUCUAUGGGCAUAGUGCUUCGGUCAGGUUGAUUGCUUGGUCACCAGAUGGAAACCAGCUAGCAUCAGGGUCUCGUGAUAAGACAGUCAGGAUCUGGGAUCCGGCUACCAGCCAGAAUAUAUCAACCCUUGAUAGGCAUAGUGGUCCAGUCAACUCGAUUGCCUGGUCACCAGAUGGUAACCGACUCGCAUCAGCGUCGGGUGAUAAGACAGUCAGGAUCUGGGAUCCGGCUACCGGCCAGAAUAUAUCAACCCUUGAUAGGCAUAGUGGUCCAGUCAACUCCAUUGCCUGGUCACCAGAUAGAAGCCGACUCGCAUCAGCGUCAGAUGAUAAGACAGUCAGAAUCUGGGAUCCGGCUACCGGCCAAAGCAUAUCAACUCUCGAGGGGCAUAGUAGCCUGGUUACAUCAAUUGCCUGGUCACCAGAUGGAAGCCGACUCGUAUCAGUAUCGGGUGAUAAGACAGUCAGGAUCUGGGACCCGGCUACCGGCCACAGUAUAUCAAUAAUUAAGGGGCAUAAUCGUUUGGUCGGGUUGAUUGCCUGGUCGCUAGAUGGUAGGCAACUAGCAUCAGGGUCGAGUGAUAAUACAGUCAGAAUCUGGGACCCGGCUACUAGCCAAAGCAUAUCAACUCUCGAGGGGCAUAGUAGCCUGGUUACAUCGAUAGCCUGGUCACCAGUUGGAAGUCGACUCGUAUCAGCGUCGGGUGAUAAGACAGUCAGGAUCUGGGAUCCGGCUACCGGCCAGAGCAUAUCAACUCUCGAGGGGCAUAGUAAUCCAGUCUACUCGGUUUCCUGGUCGCCAGAUGGAAGCCGACUCGCAUCAGCGUCGAUGGAUAAGACAGUCAGGAUCUGGGACCCAGCUACCGGCCAGAGCAUAUCAACUCUCGAUAGGCAUCGUAUUGUAGUCUACUCGAUUGCCUGGUCGCCAGAUGGAAGCCGACUCGCAUCAGCGUCGGUUGAUGAGACAGUCAGGAUCUGGGAUCCAACUACUGGCCGGAGCAUAUUGACCCUUAAGGGGCAUAGUAGUCGAGUCAACUCGAUUGCCUGGUCACCAGAUGGAAGCCGACUCGCAUCAGGGUCGAGUGAUAAUACAGUCAGAAUCUGGGACCCGGCUACUGGCCAGAGUAUAUCAACUCUCAAUGGGCAUAGUGAUCUGGUCGACUCGAUUGCCUGGUCACCAGAUGGAAACCAACUAGCAUCAGGGUCUCGUGAUAAGACAGUCAGAAUCUGGGAUCCGGCUACCGGUCAAAGCAUAUCAACUCUCGAGGGGCAUAGUAGCCUGGUUACAUCGAUUGCCUGGUCUCGAGAUGGAAGCCGACUCGCAUCAGCAUCGUAUGAUGAGACAGUCAGAAUCUGGGAUCUGACUACCGGCCAGAGCAUAUCAACUCUCGAGGGGCAUAGUAGUCUAGUCUACUCGAUUGCCUGGUCGCCAGAUGGAAGCCGACUCGCAUCAGCGUCGGUUGAUAAGACAGUCCGUAUCUGGGAUCUGACUACCGGCCAGAGUAUAUCAACCCUUUGUUUUGGCUUUAUCGGCUCCGUUCAAUUCGAUAAAGAUGAUCUCAAUCGGCUGCAUACAGAUUCUGGCACAUAUGGCAUGGAUUCCAUUAAUCCUUUGACGCCCAUGGUUGACGACUUCACCUCACCGCUGAGGCAAUAUGGAUACGGAUUGAGCAAGGACUAUUCCUGGCUCAUUCAGCCCUCCUUAAUCAUCACCACAGACGCCGCGCAACUGAUCUUUGUGUUUGAAGCCCACUUCUUUUCACACCGAUUCAAUUAG
This is a messenger RNA of Penicillium waksmanii, 3372 nucleotides long. RefSeq lists its product as uncharacterized. The transcript is spliced from 5 exons. Gene Ontology annotation, molecular function: protein binding. The record is from RefSeq and is a predicted model, not a curated record. Lineage: Eukaryota; Fungi; Ascomycota; Eurotiomycetes; Eurotiales; Aspergillaceae. Bases 1 to 3372 code for a protein of 1123 amino acids.